UUUUCAAUGCAAGACUCGGCCUGCAUAAAUUAUGUUCAUGACGUAGUGCAAAAGAGCAAAUUUGUGUUAAUUUUUGGGCACUUUUCUGCAGAUAAGGGUUUACCUUGGCUAUUAAGGUGCACUUGCUUCACCGGCACGCCAGUUAACGGAAAGACGUCAUUAAAUAUUUAGUUAAAAAGAGGAGCAGCGCUUUCCCGAGCCUCCUUAUCAAUGCAAAUAGCUCUUUUGUGUGCAUUCGUAGCGCGCGUCGGAAGCUGUGAGAUGAAUUUUUAAUUAUGCAUAUUUAAAACAAACUGUGGCAAAGCUCGCCGAAGGAGGAGAAAUAAAGAAAAUAUCCCACCUUUCAGCGGGUGGUACUGUGGAGCUGGUGACAUCCCUUUCAACCACUAUGCAGAAUCAGUGAUCCCGUCAGAGCUUAGACUUCAUCAUGGACACUGAGGAUCUCCCUGCAAACAAUGCGCCACUCACUGUCAACGAACAGCUUUUAGGUUCCUGCACUUUGAAAUUCCCAGCACAAGACGACCAGGUCAUUGUCAUGUCAGGACAGGAGACCAUCCGUGUGCUGGAGGUGGAGGUGGACACAGCCUUGUCCUCUACGGGAGCUGAUGGGAAGGUGGAGUCAGGAGGCGAGGAGGCCGCUGUUCAUACCCUGGAUGUGGCUGAGGAGGCUCCAUUGGACAGUCCAGUAACCACAAGCACUACCACAGCUGUGUCUGUGGAGGUCUCAGCACCUGCAGUCCAAACCAUGGUCUCCAAAGCCCCCAUCAGUGUGUCUGUGGCCCAGCCUCAGACCAGCGUACCCAUCACAGUCCAGGCCUGCCCACAGGUCCUGACUCAGGAUGGUUUGGCCUCUCUGAUGACUGGCAUGCUUGCCCAGCAGGGUUCUCUGGGUCAGCCCCUGCUCAUUCCUCUGAGUAUGGCUGGAUCAGUAGGGGGUCAGGGGGGUCUGGCAGUGCUCACCUUGCCCACCGCCACUGUCGCUACCCUUCCUGGUCUCGCUGCAGCCAGCCCUGCUGGAGGAUUGCUGAAGCUGCCAUUUGCAGGACUGCAAGCUGCUACUGUGUUGAACUCUGUCCAGACGCAGCUGCAGUCACCUGCACAGGCGGUCCUGCAGCCCCAGGUGUCUGCUCUGCAGCCAACGCAGACCACGGCAGCCACCACUGCAUCUGUUGUUCAGAAGGUGUCAGAGCCCAGUGCCUCAGUCGCAACACUUCAGACUGCAGGCCUGUCCAUCAACCCUGCUAUUAUUAGUGCAGCUUCUCUGGGAGCUCAGCCUCAGUUCAUCAGCUCUCUCACUACAACUCCCAUCAUAACCAGUGCUAUGUCUAAUGUGGCAGGACUUACAAGUCAACUCAUUACCAAUGCACAGGGCCAGGUAAUUGGAACACUUCCCCUGCUGGUCAACCCUGCGUCAUUGGCUGGAGCUGCGGCAGCGUCCGCGUUAUCCACUCAAGGGUUACAGGUCCAGACCGUGUCCCCACAGCUGCUCCUCAACUCCCAGGGCCAGAUCAUUGCUACGAUAGGAAACGGUCCAACAGCUGCUGCCCCAUCCGCUGCCUCUGUCCUCCCAAAAGCCACUGUGCCCCUGACACUCAACAAGACCACCACACCGGGUCCUGUUGGGAAAGUGGCCCCAUCUAAAGUCAUCAUUGCUCCCCAGCCGCAAGUGGUUAAAUCAGUCACAUCCCUCACCGGUGCCAUCGCCUGUGGAGACAUGCCUACUGUGGGGCAGCUUGUCAACAAGCCACAGUCUGCUGUGAACGAAGAAGAGGCCAUUAAUCUGGAGGAGAUCAGAGAGUUUGCCAAGAAUUUUAAGAUUCGACGGCUCUCUCUGGGGUUGACACAGACUCAAGUGGGUCAGGCACUCACUGCUACAGAGGGUCCCGCCUACAGUCAGUCAGCCAUCUGCAGAUUUGAGAAGCUCGACAUCACUCCUAAAAGCGCCCAGAAGCUGAAACCCGUGCUGGAGCGCUGGCUGGCAGAAGCUGAGCUCUGGAAUCAGAAAGGUCAGCAGAACUUGAUGGAGUUUGUGGGCGGAGAACCCUCGAAGAAGCGCAAACGGAGAACCAGCUUCACGCCUCAGGCCAUCGAGGUCCUCAACACUUACUUUGAGAAAAACUCCCUUCCGACCGGCCAGGAGAUUACGGAGAUCGCAAAGGAGCUGAAUUACGACCGAGAGGUGGUUCGGGUCUGGUUUUGUAAUCGUCGACAGACUCUGAAAAACACUAGCAAGAUCAAUGUGUUUCAGGUCCAGUAGAGCAUCUCUUUUAGAGUGCAACAGAAGAACUUUUUGGACAUUUAUGUAUUGGUGCUAGUUGCAAAAUGACUGAAAUGAUUGACUUGCUGUUGUGAUGAAGCCAACGGCACUCAAAUUGUGUGCAGUCCUAGAAUAGUAUCAAACAUACUCUUUCGGUUGUUUUUUUUUUUGUUUGUUUGUUUUGUUCCGUUAUGCUGCAUGCAGUGUGACCUUUUGCCGUACCACAAUUUUCAAUGCUAAAAUGGCUUUUGAACUAUUUAAAAUAUGGAAGAAGCUAUGAAGUCCUGUAGUUGCUGUUUUUAUAGACAAAAAGAAGCACUUCAUUAAUACAAAAAAAAAGAAAACUUCCAAAAUGUUCUCCUUUUCAUUUAGUGUUUUAUUUUUAAUUUUGUGCACAAACUGAUGUUAUUCUUGACCGUUAAAAUUUGCUUUUUCGCUGUAGUAAUAACAGCUAUGCCUUUUGACUACAUAGUACAUUUAGAAGGUUAUUUGAUCAUUUGACAGAUUUUUUUUUUUUAUUAUUGUGUUCAUAUAGUUUUGCUGUGAACUUUAAGCUGUUCAUUGCCUGAGACAAAAAUGGUAUUUAGUUAUUUUAACCUUCCAGAAAGUCCAUCUAAUAGGGCGUAUUCAAGUUUUUAGUUCAGUUUCCAUGAGUACAGUGGUUUCCCUGUCUUUGUGCAUACUGUAGAUGUGGUUUGGUCAAUGGACAAUCAUAAUACUCUGAAUCAGAAAGCAUGCCCUGCUCUUAUGUGGCUAAAUCCAAUUAUUCUGUUUCGGCUGUCAUUGUAAUUUCAUUUUCAGAAUUGUAUGAUUUCAACUGUUAUGUCUGUCUUUUGAUUUAAAUAGAAAACUGUAACUGUAUCAAAGAUUACAAUGACUGACGUAGAAUAUGUCCUUUGGAUUUUACUGUUACUGUUUUUGACAUAACCAGUGUAGUAAAGCAGAUCUUCAUAUCGGGAGAUGCUAUUGAAGAGAGACUUCCAUCUAUAUGAGGCACUUAAGAAAUAUUAGCUGAAAAUUUGUUUUAAUGUUGAUCAAUGAGGCGUCAAAUAAGUGUUACUAUUAUAAAUGCAAUUCAUCAUUAAUGAAUUUGGAUUGUGCUCUUAUUUGUACUCUUUGUCGCAGCAAUAUUCACAGGUCAUAUGAACUUUUCCCCGUUUAGUAACGCUGUCCAGACAGAAGUGUGUUGUAACAUGUUUCACAUGUUUGUUCUAAGCAUAAAGCUAUAUUGUUCUUAUGGACCUUCAGUAUUUAUCUAAUGGAUUCUUAUCUUGAUUGGUACAAUACCAUGCAUUUACAUUUUAAUGUUGUGAAGAAGGAAUGGUAUUAGACAUAGUGUUUUAACUGAUGCUAUACAUAGACUAAACGUAAAAAGGAGCAUUUGUUCAACACUUUAAUCUUCACAGAGCUUAUCGAUUUUAAAAUGAUGCAUAAAUGCAUUUACAGAUUAUAAACGAUUGUAUGGUACUCCAUUAACUAUAUUUAUUUUGUAUCAGUUGUAAUGUUUGGUAUUAACUUGUUAUUUGAAUAAAUUAACACU
This is a messenger RNA of Labeo rohita (rohu), 3797 nucleotides long. It is a transcript of the gene pou6f1, whose product is annotated as POU class 6 homeobox 1. Lineage: Eukaryota; Metazoa; Chordata; Actinopteri; Cypriniformes; Cyprinidae. The coding region runs from base 428 to 2257 and encodes 609 amino acids. Gene Ontology annotation, biological process: regulation of transcription by RNA polymerase II. The transcript is spliced from 12 exons. The record is from RefSeq and is a predicted model, not a curated record. Gene Ontology annotation, molecular function: DNA-binding transcription factor activity, RNA polymerase II-specific; RNA polymerase II cis-regulatory region sequence-specific DNA binding.